UGCAUCAGUCGCUAAGCUCAGUAACUGAGCAUGUGCAGAGCUGUCAACCAACUCCAUGUCAAGAGGGAGAUAAUGAUUGGAUUUUUUUUGCCUAAAUUCCUCUUUAUACUAAAGGAGAACAUGAAAUAAGACCUCAAAAAGGCCUGGGGUUGAUCAUUAUUUGCCUCAUUGGUUGACAGCUCUGCAUGUGCAGUGAAUCAGCAGAAAAGAAGAUGGAAAACUACAGGAGGAUCUUUGGAGACACAGAUUUUUACUGCCAAAGGGCUGGGGUUCCCUUGAGCAGGUGAAAAAGCCCAAAACAUAAUGUACAAUGUUUUUGCCCUACUUCUUCUUUAGUUUUUCUUUAAGUAAAUAUUAAGUAAAUAUUUGUCAGUACAGUUGAGUUAUUAAAAGCAGUGACCUGCCUCCCAAGGCAAAAUCUCUUAAUAAUUUACUGGUGAAAUGUUUUGGCCUUUAGCAUGGCAAACUGUGUUGUGAACUUUAAACCAAGGCACACUCUACUGAUCUUCAGAGUGGGGCUAUUAUUAUUAUUGUGUGCUGAUACUUAUUCCACAACAGAAAUUUUAUCACAGUCUUUUUCACAUACGUAGAACAGCUGUUACAUGUGUCCUCUGCACUCUCUACAUUUUUAGAGCAAAGCAUUUUCAGGUAUAUGUGGUACAGAUGGCCAAAGUGUUGCAGCUUCUGCCAAUAAAACGUGCUCUGUCCACCAAAAUAAGCAUUUCAUCUAGGAAGAUGAUGUCUCUGCAGACAGAUGCCAAGCAAAUAUUUUGGAGAGCAGUUUCUGCUGUUCUGCCACCCAGCAUGUUAGGGCGAAACCUAGCAGUGAAAGAUAAUGGUGGCUCCUCUGUUCUGCAAUGUGGGGACAAGGAGUUUCCUCUGCACAAAAACCUCUACUUGGUGGGAUUUGGAAAAGCUGUGCUUGGAAUGGCAGCUGCAGUUGAGAGAAUUGUGGGAAAUCAUCUGCUUCAUGGCAUAAUCAGUAUACCCAAAGGGAUGGAAGAGACACUUAAACAAGCUGGAAAGAGAGAAAUGCUCCUGUCUCCAGACUCAAGGAUCAGUGUGUUGGAAGGUGCAGAACAAAACAUGCCUGACAAAGCAGCACUGAAGGCAGCAGGACAAAUACAGAGCCUUGCAGAGAAACUGACAGAGAAAGAUGUACUUCUAGUGCUGAUCUCGGGUGGAGGCUCGGCACUCUUGCCUGCACCAGUUCCUCCUCUUACAUUACAGGAUAAGCAAAUAGUAACAAAACAGCUGGCUAUGAAGGGAGCAACCAUACAUGAGUUAAACACACUGCGCAGGGCCCUGUCACAGCUAAAAGGUGGUGGGCUUGCCAACAUAGCAUACCCAGCCCAGGUGCUCAGCUUGAUUUUGUCUGAUGUAAUAGGAGAUGACCUUGAUAUCAUAGCAAGUGGCCCCACAGUUCCCUGCACACACAAUAAGCAAGACUGUCUACAUAUACUAAGCAAGUACAACUUAAGAGAGUCUGUGCCAGGGGCAGUGGAAUUGGCAUUGCUCAACUUGCCACAAGUACAACUGAACAAAGAUUUUAGCCAUGUCUAUAACAUUCUCAUUGGUUCCAACCUUAUUGCACUGCAAGAAGCCAAGGAGAAAUCCACAGAACUAGGUUAUCAUACACUACUCAUGUCUACUUCUUUUAAUGGUGAUGUAAGGAAAGUAGGAUACUUUUUUGGGUGCCUUGCUCAGGUAAUUUGCUCCAUACUGACACAUAACCCAGAGGAAGCUCUGCAGGAGCAAGAGCUCCUAGCUUUGGCCAAUGAUCUUUCUAUAACUGACUUAUACAUUGCAGAUAAUUUGCAGUCAUUAAGAGAAUCUGGUAAUGUACAAUCAGUUUGUAUCCUGUGUGGAGGGGAGACAACAGUGCUUGUACAGGGAAAAGGCAAAGGAGGUAGAAACCAGGAACUGACUCUGAGAGUGGCACAAGAAUGGCACAAGUCUCCAUUUCGCUUAAAUGGCUGUGACGUUUUGUUUUUGAGUGGUGGCACAGAUGGGCAAGAUGGACCCACAGAAGCAGCGGGCGCUUAUGCUUACCCAGCACUGGUGAGGCAUGCUCAGCAGAGCGGACUUGAUGCAGAAUGCUUUUUAACGCGCAGCGACUCUCACACCUUUUUUUCUCAGUUUCAAGAUGGCAAAUAUCUUCUUAAUACUGGUUUGACUGGGACAAAUGUGAUGGAUGUCCAAGUGCUUUUGAUAAGGCGAGCAACAGAUAGACAGUGAAAUCAGCACUGCCUGGAAUACUAAUUUUAAAUGAAAAUCAAUAGACAUUUAGUUUUAGAAUCGUGAUGUCCUGCUAUGGGUUUUAUCCCAAUAAUUAUGUGAUCACAUGUAAAUAUACCUUAAUAAACUGUAUAUAUAUAUAUAUAUAUAAGCCUUCAUUGUUGCAUAAAAUCUUACCUGAAAUAUG
Molecule: messenger RNA, 2425 nt
Organism: Xenopus laevis (African clawed frog)
Lineage: Eukaryota; Metazoa; Chordata; Amphibia; Anura; Pipidae
Gene: glyctk.L
Product: glycerate kinase L homeolog
Exons: 5
Coding region: 664-2238 (524 amino acids)
Cellular component (GO): cytoplasm
Molecular function (GO): glycerate kinase activity
Source: RefSeq, a predicted model, not a curated record